UAGUCAACGUAAAGAAAGUGAAAUCUUUGUUCGAGUGAAUGUUUUGACAUGAAUACUCGAUAUGCAUUGAAUAUUAUUUAAGAAUAGAUCAUAUCAUAUCGUAGGUAAGAAGUAGUACUAUUUAGGAGUAGACAGACAUUCAAAUUGUUUUCACAAGAUUUUAAUAAAAUGGGAUACCCGAAGGCAGGCGUCAAUAUUUUCAUAACUUGUAUUGUUCUGGUCGAGGGAAUGGCUGAUAAGUGUACCACAGGUCCAAAUAUUGUACUGCCAUGUAGUAAUAUGACGACACCAACCAAUCAGAUGUUUAUACCUGUUAAUGGUAGUAUACAUACAGAUGAAGACAAUGGUUGUAUAUGUAACAUCACCGUAGUAGAGCUGCCAGACAACAUUAUCACCACUGAAGUCAGUGUUAGGAUUAUAGACAACAAUAUUAGCUGUGGAUAUCAAGUUAAAGCUGGACGUCGUAUUAUCGAAUGUCAAAAUAGGUCGUCUUCCUCUAAUAACAUCAAGUUAAACGAGUCUUUUAGUUUAUUGUUCACCAGAGAUAAUACACCUAGUCCACCGUCUACAGCAGGUUUCUGCUUACAAGUUAUAACCCCAAACGUCAACGUCAAAGUGACAAAGGUCUGCAGGGAAAUUGUUGUAAGGGUCCCAAGCCCUCUGGCCACUAAACCUGCCAGUACUGCAAAACCAAUGGCAACAACAAGACAAACGAUGGCCGAAAUAUCAAAUACAACACCGUUGCAGCAUACCAUGACGACGGGUGCGUCUUCCUCAGGGGCACCAAAAGCAACAAUAUCAAUGCCGGAUACUGUGAUGGCAAGUCUAUUCACCACAGAGGCCCCAAAUACAACAAAACCAGUGUCGGAUAGCUUGAUGACAAUUCCGUCUACCACAGAAACACCACAAUCAAGGACAUUCACAGUUAAAGCCAUGUCAAUAACAACUGGUAAUGGCUCAACGGCAUCGGCAGCAGGUGUCAAGAAUCUGGCAACAGUUGACCAGUUACCAGUCGCUGCCAUUGGUGGUGGUAUUGCAGGAGGGCUUAUACUGAUAAUAAGUAUCAUUGUCAUUAUAUGUGUUUGCAAACAGAGAAAGACGAAUGACUAUGACAAACCAUCUAGCAACAAAGAUGACAAUCCAUACCAUACAAACAUAUAUGAAAAUGGUGGCCUUAAUGAGGGAGAACAAUCUUCGACCGCAACUCAUUCCACCACGUCUCCCUGGAAUCUCAACCCAGAUAGACCGAAUAGCUUACCUACAGAUAUGAUUAUUAUGGAGAACGACAUGUAUAUCAGCGCAGAUUCCCUUCUACCUGAUCGACACGAGCAGAAUUCUAACAUAGGAACCACAAAUACUACACAACCUGAAGUCGAGGAUAAACCAUUUUCCUUGGAUUCGAACCCGAAUGUUAGUAAUAUGUAUGCCAAGGUUAACAACGCCCCUAAGUCAUCUAACCCUAAAAGACCAUUAAUACCGAUGGUCCCUCCGGGGAGGUCUUCCAAGUCUAACGAAUCAAAGUCACCUAACUCCGAUAAGCCACCAAUACCAAUGGCCCCUCCAGGAAGUUCUUCCAAUCCUAACGAAUUCAAUGCUAAUGGAAAUGACACUGUUCAGUAUGCUGAUAUUCAGUUCGAUAAAACAACCGAACUUUAAAUAACACAUCUGUGUGGUACAGGUUCAAUGGAUUAUAUCGAAUAUUUAAGCAAAUAAUGAAAUAUCUGAGAUAUGAUUUAAACAAUCUAAAA
Messenger RNA from Patella vulgata (common limpet), 1748 nucleotides. RefSeq lists its product as uncharacterized. Bases 169 to 1656 code for a protein of 495 amino acids. The transcript is spliced from 6 exons. NCBI's taxonomy places the organism in Eukaryota, Metazoa, Mollusca, Gastropoda, Patellidae. The record is from RefSeq and is a predicted model, not a curated record.